UUUACUUUUACCGACCAAAACAUUCUCCUGAACUCCAGUCCGCGGAGGAGUAGCAAGGUAACUGAGUGGUCGGUAAGGCGAUGCUAAAGUUACAUUUAAGCUAAUUAAUGUAGCCAUGAAAGAGGCUAAAAGAGGGUAGUUACUUUGAAUAAUUUUGUAGAAAUGUGUUCGUUAUUCCCCUCGCUAACAGUUAACCGUUUGUUCUCUUUGGCUGCUUGAGACGUUGGUUAGUCUGAAGUUAUCUUGACCUGCUGGUUAAUAUCCGCUAACAUAAAGUCCGAAAAACGUAUGUGAAGUUUUAUCUGGGAGAAAUAUUAGUCCCUGCCGCCAGUGCAGAUGCCUCGUUUGGAAAAGUCAAAUGGCAGAGGGACAAAAAGACCAAAAUUAGACUGGAAGUUUGUUCAGAGGUUCUGCAGCAUCCAGAAGGUCCUGUUCCCAUCAUGGACCAGUCAAAGUGCUCUGAUGUUUGGGACGCUACUUGGUGUCACUCUGACAGAGCAGCUGAUCAUUUACCAAGUGGGUGUCCUCCCCAGCCACUUCUACAAUGUGCUGGCAGACAAAGAUUUCUCAGGCUUCAAUAGUCUGGUGGGCACAGCUAUGGCGCUCAUCUUGCUCAACUCCACAUUGAAAAGUCUGGACCAGUACAUUUGCAAUCAGAUGUAUGUUAGCUGGAGGAAGACACUAACUGAGAGCCUCCAUACAGCCUACUUCCAGGGCCGAGUCUAUUAUACACUCAAUGUACUCAGACAGGACGUAGACAACCCAGACCAGCGAAUCAGUCAGGAUGCAGAGAGGUUGUGUAAGCAGAUGAGCACCAUGGCUAGUCGUUUGAUCGUAUCACCGUUCACACUGGCUUACUACACCUACCACUGCUUUUAUAGCACCGGCUGGAUCGGUCCUAUGAGUAUCUUUGGCUACUUUGUGAUUGGGACCAUUGCCAAUAAAAUCCUCAUGGGGCCGAUUGUGUCGACUCUGUUUGAGCAAGAAAAACUGGAGGGAGACUUCAGAUUCAAGCAUAUGCAGAUCCGUGUCAAUGCAGAGUCUGCAGCUUUUUACAGAGCUGGUAAAGUGGAGCUCAUGAGGACUGACCGAAGACUGCAAGCUCUGCUGCAAACUCAAAAGAGUCUAAUAAACAAAGAGCUCUGGCUUUAUAUCGGGGUAAAUACCUUUGACUACCUUGGAGGUUUCCUCAGCUACAUUAUAAUCGCCAUUCCCAUCUUCACUGGUAUCUAUAACGGUCUCACUCCUGGUGAGCUCAGUGCUCUCAUCAGUAAGAACGCCUUUGUCUGCAUCUACUUGAUAAAUGGCUUCACGCAGCUAAUAGACCUGUCAACCACUCUGUCAGAUGUGGCUGGAUACACCCACAGGAUUGGGGAGCUGAGGGAGGUGAUGGAUGACAUCCUACGCACGCAAUGUGACUAUGACCCGGCAUCAGGGGAAAGCUACGACUUUGACAGUGACUUCAAUGUCCACGCAGGGCCCGUGGACACUGCCUUCAUCCUGGACCAUCUUUCAUACAAAUCUCCUUACUCAGACCAGCUGCUGGUGGAGGAUCUGAGUCUAAAAAUCAGCCAGGGAGCACAUCUGCUAGUGGUGGGGAACACAGGCACUGGCAAGACCUCACUACUGAGGGUCCUCAACCGACUUUGGGAGGCACACAGCGGUUUUGUCCAGAUGACCACAUGUUUCGGGCCCAGAGGAACCCUCUUCCUGCCGCAGAAACCUUACCUGACUGAUGGCACACUGCGUGAACAGGUGAUCUACCCACUGAAGGAUAUUUACCCUGCAUCAGGGUCUGUGGACGAUGACAGAAUUAUACAGUUCCUGGAACUAGCUGGAGUGUCCAGUCUCCUAAAGCGUACAGGCGGGCUGGAUGAAAAGGUGGACUGGAACUGGUACGAUGUUCUGUCUCCAGGUGAAAUGCAGCGUCUCUGCUUUGCACGACUCUUCUACCUGCAGCCCAAAUAUGCAGUAUUGGAUGAGGCCACCAGUGCUUUGACUGAGGAGGCAGAAGCACAGCUGUACCGAACCUGUAAACAGCUUGGCAUGACUUUGGUCAGUCUGGGACACCGGAGCAGCCUGGAGAAGUACCAUGAUGUCCAGUUGAAACUGUGUGGAGGAGGCCGGUGGGAGUUAACUAAGUUAAAAGGAGGCAGUGGGAGCCUCGCUCUCAGAGAAGAAGCCAUGUGACUGCAUGGUUAUCUCUUUGAAAUCCUGUAAGCAUCAGUGUGGGAGACGAGAACAGAAAACACUCCUGAAUUCGUCAUUUAAAUAACAUUCAAGUGCUCUUCAACAAGGUACUUUAAAUCCCAGUUCCUCCUCCUCCUUCAGUCAUCAGGUUUAUAUGUAUUUAUAUAUGUAUUCAUGUCCACGGGCAUUUUAAGAGAAUAACAUUUCUCACCAGCUUGCUCGGUUAAAUGCGAGGUUAAGAAAAUGGGUGGGAGUGCAACACUUUCCAAGGAAGAUGACGCUUUGUUGGACGCUUGUGGGUCAGGAGGGAGAGCUCAGCCAAAAUGUUCUGGACCCAAAGACUUUGACAAACGAAUGGCUUGGACGGCUACGUAAUUUUAAAUUUGUCUAUCAUGACAACAAAUCAGGAAAGAAGGACACUCAGUAGAUCUUGUGUGCCUUUAUGUGAGAUUACAUUUGUUUAUUGUAUUAUGUUUAUAAUCACUACAUUGGAAAUAUUAGUUAAAAUUUUGUAAUAAAAACAAUGUUCUCAGCUCUAUGUAACUCCUAUCAAGUGCAGAGUACAUCUGUGGAUUAUACAUACAGUUUUAAAGAGUUGUUUACCUGAUUUCAUCAAAAUGUCAUAUGUAAAAUAAAAACUAAAUAUGUGGCCUUUUAAUAUAA
This is a messenger RNA of Siniperca chuatsi (mandarin fish), 2853 nucleotides long. It is a transcript of the gene abcd4, whose product is annotated as ATP-binding cassette, sub-family D (ALD), member 4. Gene Ontology annotation, biological process: peroxisome organization; long-chain fatty acid import into peroxisome; very long-chain fatty acid catabolic process. The transcript has 19 exons. Gene Ontology annotation, molecular function: ABC-type transporter activity; ATP binding; long-chain fatty acid transmembrane transporter activity. The record is from RefSeq and is a predicted model, not a curated record. The coding region runs from base 337 to 2190 and encodes 617 amino acids. NCBI's taxonomy places the organism in Eukaryota, Metazoa, Chordata, Actinopteri, Centrarchiformes, Sinipercidae. Gene Ontology annotation, cellular component: peroxisomal membrane.